This is a messenger RNA of Spirometra erinaceieuropaei, 300 nucleotides long. The record is from the annotation of a GenBank genome assembly. Lineage: Eukaryota; Metazoa; Platyhelminthes; Cestoda; Diphyllobothriidea; Diphyllobothriidae.
AUGGUUGUUGUUGAUGAUAAUGAUGAUGGUGACGGUUAUGAUGGUGGUAUGCGUCACCUCGAGAACGAGGUCGCUAAGAACAGGCUGCUGGCGCGUCAUGAGAAGUCAGAACGUCUGCGCGAGGCGGACAACGCCCGGGCACAGCUGCAGAGGCUGCGCAACCAUGUGCAGGACAUGACUCCCAACUGCCGUACUCCACACACUCGAGUGACGGCCAGUGGGCGAAAACGCGCCUCCAAGAUGGACACGGAUGCUGAGGAGGAUCUUGCACGGGACAAGCGCUCUCGCAACGAAAAUUAA